AGCUGUUUCCGUUUCAAGAGGCCACCACUUCGGAACGGAGGGGGGGCGCUGCCUCGGGCAUGGUUCGAGUGCUCAAUUGUUAGAAAUUUUAAUCAGAGGUUCAGCGGCGCAUGGCGACCUUGGGCGGUGAAGCUGCCCUUGCUUCGCCAAUGAUGAUGCCUCUACUUUUGUGCACCUUCUUGAUCGUGUCCAUGCAGCUGGGCUUCGCGAUGCUGGAGGUGGGCUGCGUGCGGCAGGAGCACCGGAUGACGGUCCUGGCCAAGAACCUCCUCGACACCAUGAUCUCCAGCUUGUGUUUCGCUGUUGCCUGCCAAAUUAUCCGGCCCAGCAUCGUCAUGCGCGAGGGCCAGACGGAGAGCCAACUGGUGCUGCUGCACUGGGCCUUCCUCUCCACUGCUGUGACCAUCUGUUCCGGGGCCAUGGCGGAGCGCACCCAUCUGACAGCAUACCUUUGCUACGCAGUGGCGAUGUCCGGAUUUGUGUACCCGAUCCUGGCCGACAGUGUGUGGGGCUCGGCGCCAGCGCUGCUUCAUGGGGGCUUCCACUCCCUCACCGGUCACAGCUACUACGACUACGCGGGCGGCGGCGUGGUGCAUCUUGCUGGCGGUAUGGCAGCCUUGGCCGGAAACCUUCUGGUGGGCAGGCGUAUCCUGCGGCCACCAGCCAAGGACUUCAUCCAAGCCGCGAACACCGCGGCGAGUGACGAAAAGGAGCGGCUCAAGGAAGUUCUACAAGAGACCUGGCAGCGCCGCUUCGACCGCGCGGAGGACGAUGAGAAGGAGUUCAGGCCCAACGGCUACCUGCAGGUGAUGGGGACCUUCACUCUGUGGGUGGGCUGUUAUGGCUUCAACGCCAGCCCGGCGUUCGCUCGAGGGGAUAGCGCCUCGGCGGCUUUGGCGGCCUGGAACACCACUCUGGCAGCCUCCGCAGGGUCCAUGGGCGCCUUCCUCCACUCGCACUUCUUCAAGGAGUCCAUGGAGCUCGGCUUCUUGUGCAACGGCAUCCUCUCCGGACUGGUGGCUCUCACCGUUGCAUGCGACAUUUUGAAACCCUGGGGGGCGGUGCUCGUGGGCUUCAUCGCCGGCUUCGUGGUGUACCCCUUAGGCCACUAUGCCAUGAGGCGCUUGCGUGUGGAUGAUCCAGCAGACGCCAUCCCAGUGCAUGCGGGCAGCGCCCUCUUUGGCGUGCUGUCUGCCGGCUUGUGUAAACCUGCCUGCGGGCCCUUUCCAGAUCAUCCCUUCUGCCGCCCCGAUCACCAGAUUGGCCUUCAAUUCCUGGCGCAGCUGGUCGGCGUUUUAACGAUCAUUGGGUGGACGCUCGCGGUGAUCUUCCCGGUCUGGGCCUUCUUCCUCUUCUCCGAGUCCAUCCGUUCCUUGGAGCUGGAAAACCUCGUGCAGACCUUCUCGCACACUGUGGACAUGGAAGCUGGCAAUGAGGAGGCCUUCUGGAAAGAAGCUGCACGAAGCUCCCGCGUUCUCCGAUCGCUCCUAAGUCACUACGGCUGGACGUCGGGGGCGUUCGCUUUCCCCGGCGAGACGGCCUUAAGAAAAGACGAGACCACGGCCGCGGAGUUCCGCGCGGAUUUGCUGGAUGCGAUUCAGGGCGCCAAGUCGGCCCUGGAGACAGACUUCUGCCUUAUGCAGCUCUUUAUCCGCUUGGCGAGGCAGGCAAAGCGGCUGCGGUGCUGCCAGUGGCUGGGCCGCCUGCGGCUGCGGAUCUCCCCGUUUGCGGAGCUGUCUGGGCUGGGCGCCCUGGCCCCCGACGUGUUGCAGGGCCAGCAGAUGGCAGAAAUGAUGAAGGGCGUGCUGCAAGUGGUCACGGACAUGCGCACUGCGGAGUCACAGCAGUCUCUUCCGCUGCAGCAGCAACUGGACAACCUCACCCGGCAGGUUCAGAACCAAGGUGUUUUGCUACAGCGCAUGUCUCGCAGCAAGCGCUUCGCAGGCUUUCGCGCCCAUUUGGCCAGCGUCUCGGAGACGGAGCGGCCCGCAGUGCUGCGGCCGGAGCCGUCCCCGCAGCCGCCGGAGGCGUCUCCGGCACCGGUGGCGCGGGGUCGGGAACGGUUGCGAGAGCACGGCAACCUGGCGGAGCUGCAUGCCCGUGCUGCGACUCCGGAAGAUCGGCCCCGUACCUCCUCCCGAUCCGUGCGCUCCACGAGGUCCAUGACCUCGCAGGACAGCACCAUCUCCGACAAGAGCAUGGGCCUGAUCACGCCCCGCUCUGGGGAUGAGACGCCUCCUCCCACCCUCUACGGUCGAUUGUCGAGCCCUCGAGGUGGCCACGCCGCAGUGUCGGCCAUGGCUUCGGAGCUGGCGAACUUGCUGCAGGCUCAGCAGCGCCUGGUUUCGUCAUUGCAACCAUCCGGGAACGAGGAGUUCCACAGGCAGCUUUUGGUGGCACUGGACCGGCGAGAGAGGCCGCAAACCAGCCGUUCGAGAUCUUCCUUGUCCAGCUCCGAGAGCUUCCCCCUGGCUGUCUCAACUGCCAGCUUGGGCGAAGGUCCGAGCAAUCUUUGACUCCGACUCCACUCGUCUCUGGUGACCCAGAACAUGUUUUUUCUCUGCAAAGCGUGCGGAAGCCGAAGCCUAAGGAGGUUUUCGACAACCUGCCUGAUGCACAGCCCCGAAUGGCUUGCCCAGCCCAAGAUUUGAACCCAAGGGAUGUGCGAAUUGUGCAGCUUGAAGAAGCUCACUUAGAGUGCUGA
Messenger RNA from Effrenium voratum, 2704 nucleotides. The record is from the annotation of a GenBank genome assembly. NCBI's taxonomy places the organism in Eukaryota, Dinophyceae, Suessiales, Symbiodiniaceae.